Molecule: messenger RNA, 687 nt
Organism: Ophidiomyces ophidiicola
Lineage: Eukaryota; Fungi; Ascomycota; Eurotiomycetes; Onygenales; Onygenaceae
Exons: 1
Coding region: 1-687 (228 amino acids)
Biological process (GO): protein phosphorylation
Molecular function (GO): protein kinase activity; ATP binding
Source: RefSeq, a predicted model, not a curated record
AUGAAGAGUAUUGCAUUCGGCGCGACCUCGAUUGUCACGAGGGCCACAGAUACAACGGUGAUGAAGCAGCCCUUCCCUGGAUCAGAACAUGAGGUCAAGUUUGAACGGCAAAUUUAUGAGCUGCUUGGGCCGCAUCCUCGAAUCGCCAGGUACAUAGGUCCAGUUGUGCAUACUGUGAAACUACAAUUCUAUGAGAAUGGCUGCAUCGAUCAGCUGAAAAUGAAGAGGCCUGACUUUGAAAUACCCUAUCUACAGUGGGCUGAACAAAUUGUUGAAGGAUUGGUCUUCUUACACGAAAACGGCGUUAUACAUUGUGACUUACGAUCUGCCAACAUUCUAGUUACUGACUCCUUGGAUAUUGUUUUGGCCGAUUUCGCCUCCUCUUGCUUGAAUGGCGAGAGGGUGUCCUACAUCACAAACAAAACUAGAUAUCGCCCCGGUAGCUGUGAGGACCCGUACGACUACUCCUUUACUAUUCAAGACGAUUUUUUUGCAUUUGGCUCUGUGUUGUAUAACUUGAUUACCUCCAAAGAUCCUUAUCCAGAUCUAGAAGAUCAUGAAGUAGUCCAGCUAUAUAACUCUGGAACAUUUCCUGAUGUCUCAGGACUACCCAUGAGCAAUAUAAUGGGUAAAUGCUGGCGUGGAGAGUACUCUUGUGCAACAGAGCUGCUGGAAGAUAUUCGUUAG